UUCCUCUUUACGUCUGACGUCACGCCGUACGCCCGGCGAGGGUGUGCGGAGCUUGCCUGCUCCGCGGUUAGCCGCUGAGCCUGUGCAACUGCGCGAGAAGACGUUCCGCUUUGAAAUGCAGCGGGAUUUGCUGAGUUUCCCGCUGUCUCCAGCGGUGCGGGUGAAGUUGGUGUCUGCGGGUUUCCAGACUGCUGAGGAACUCCUGGAGGUGAAACCCUCCGAGCUUAGCAAAGAAGUUGGGAUAUCUAAAGAGGAAGCCUUAGAAACUCUGCAAAUUAUAAGAAGAGAAUGUCUCACAAAUAAACCAAGAUAUGCUGGUACAUCUGAGUCAGGCAAGAAGUGUACAGCACUGGAACUUCUUGAGCAGGAGCAUAUCCAGGGAUCCAUAAUUACAUUCUGUUCAGCACUAGAUAAUAUUCUUGGGGGUGGAGUACCCUUAAUGAAAACAACAGAAAUUUGUGGUGCACCAGGCAUUGGAAAAACACAAUUAUGUGUGCAGUUGGCAGUAGAUGUGCAGAUACCGGAAUGUUUUGGAGGAGUGGCAGGUGAAGCAGUUUUUAUUGAUACAGAGGGAAGUUUUAUGGUUGAUAGAGUGGUAGACCUUGCUACUGCCUGCAUUCAGCACCUUCACCUUAUAGCAGAAAAACACAAGGGAGAGGAACAUCAAAAAGCUUUGGAGGAUUUCACUCUUGAAAAUAUUCUUUCCCAUAUUUAUUAUUUUCGCUGUCGUGACUACACAGAGUUACUGGCACAAGUUUAUCUUCUUCCAGAUUUCCUUUCAGAACACUCACAGGUUCGGUUGGUGAUAGUGGAUGGUAUUGCUUUUCCAUUUCGUCAUGACCUAGAUGACCUGUCUCUUCGUACUCGGUUAUUAAAUGGCCUAGCCCAGCAAAUGAUCAGUCUUGCAAAUAAUCACAGAUUAGCUGUUGGCAACAUUGUACAAGUCACCCAGCCAGAAGGAAUCCACAGUACUGUUUCAAAUCACAUGGGUGAUAAAUUUCUAUCUCAAGAACCUCAGGGAUUUAGAGAUACUGUUAUUACUUCUGCAUGUUCAUUGCAGACAGAAGAUUCCUUGAAUACCCGGAAACGGUCACGAGAUGCAGAGGAAGAAUUUUAAUCCAGAAGCAAAUCUCCAAGUAUAUAAAUUUACUGAUGUUGUGAAAUCAAUGUGUACAAGUAGACUUGUUACUGUAAGAUGUAAAUAAACUAUGGCAUGAAUGAA
Messenger RNA from Callithrix jacchus (white-tufted-ear marmoset), 1222 nucleotides. Lineage: Eukaryota; Metazoa; Chordata; Mammalia; Primates; Cebidae. The record is from RefSeq and is a predicted model, not a curated record.